This is a messenger RNA of Penicilliopsis zonata CBS 506.65, 1230 nucleotides long. RefSeq lists its product as hypothetical. Gene Ontology annotation, molecular function: monooxygenase activity; FAD binding. Bases 1 to 1230 code for a protein of 409 amino acids. Lineage: Eukaryota; Fungi; Ascomycota; Eurotiomycetes; Eurotiales; Aspergillaceae. The transcript has a single exon. The record is from RefSeq and is a predicted model, not a curated record.
AUGUCUUCCGACGAGAUCGCUAUUAUCGGUGCUGGGCUCUGCGGCCUUGCCUUGGCUCUGUCGCUGCACCAGAAGUCCAUUCCCUGCACCAUCUACGAGGCACGUCCAGCCUCACUCAACAUUGGCGGAGCCAUCAUGCUCUCUCCCAACGCCCUGCGCAUCCUAGAUACGCUAGGUGUCUACUCACGCAUCGCCGACAAGGGCUACCACUUCGACCUGCUCUACUUCCGCUCGCCGGACGACAAGCCGCUCGACACAUACGAGUUCGGUAACAAGGAACGCUACGGCUACCACGGCCUGCGCAUUUACCGCCACGUCCUCAUCGACGAGCUCUUGGCCAUGUGUGCAGAGAGACAGAUCCCAAUCCAUUACAACCGCAAGUUCAUCCGUGUCGUCCGCGAGACCGCAUCCGAGGUCACCUGGGAGUUCGACGACGGCAGCGAGCAGACGGGCCGGCUGCUCGUCGGCGCGGACGGCAUCCACUCGCGCGUGCGGCGAUACCUCUAUCCCGACCUGGAGCCGACGUUCACCAACGCGAUCGGGGUGACGGCCGCGGUGCCCAUGUCCCACCUCACAGUGCCGGACGGGUACAAGAUGCCCGUGACGAUCAUCAACCCGACGCACGGCGCGUUCGUGAUCGCCCCGCAACAGCCCGAUGCCUCCGAAGUACUGAUCGGCCGCCAGAAACGGCUGGUCGACCAGGCCAGCCGCGCGGAAUGGGCCAAUCUCAUGAACAACAAGGACUGGUGUAUUGAGUUCCUGCGCGACGGGGCCGCCGACUUCCCCCCCAUCGUCCAGACCGCCGUCGCCGACAUCCCCCGCGACCACAUCAACCUGUGGCCCUUCUACGUCGUGCCCGCCCUGCCGCACUGGAUGUCCGUCGAGCACCACUGCCGCGUCGUCGUCCUCGGCGACGCCGCCCAUGCCAUCCCCCCAACCGCGGGGCAGGGUAUCAACCAGGGCUUCGAAGACGUCUACACCUUCGCCGCUGUCCUUGACCGGACCGCCCGCUCUGAUAAGAAGGCCCUCCCGCGCACCCUGCUGCUCUGGCAGUCUGCCCGCCAGGCCCGCAUCGACCGCGUCCUCGACCUCAACCGCCAGAUCGACGCCCGCCGUCUGCCGGAGUCUGAGGGCGGGGAUCCUGCCGCAGACCAAGCUCCCUUCGAUCAGCAGUGGUUGUUCGAGCCAGACUUUGACCAGAUGGUCGACGAGUGGUUCACUCAGCUGUAG